AAAAAAUAUAAGGUAUAUCCGGUUAUGACGUAAUAGAUGCUAAGAAUUGUGAAAACGAAAGCAAUAUAAUCGACAGAAAACUGAUAAGACCAAAAAAGACGCGCAGAUUGAAAGACAGCUGUAUUGAAUUCAUAUAACUACCACCAUGAACAAAAAACUUGUCGAUUUUGGAGUCGCUGUUGUGUUUUUGGUUGUCAUUUGUGUGACGUCUUGUUGGGGAGGUGACCCAGUAACAACUGAACUUCCAUCAACUAUGACAAACGAAAGAAUAACAACUGAAAACCCAGUGGCCAGUGUGGAUUGCACUGUGUAUACCAAUCAGACUGCCUGCUGUGAGGACACAGCAUGUGCCUGGAUUAAUUGUACAGUAGUCCAUGAAGGAUGUCACAACCUCAACAAUGAUACUGACAAACAACAGGCAGCCACAGCUUGUAAAAUCAACGUCACUGAUAUUGACAAGAAUAAUAUCUGUGAAUCACCACUAAAUACAACGACUGCUACAGUUCCAACCACCACUCCCACAACUACCACAACUAAUGCAACCACCACCACUCCAGUGGCCAGUGUGGAUUGCACUGUGUAUACCAAUCAGACUGCCUGCUGUGAGGACACAGCAUGUGCCUGGAUUAAUUGUACAGUAGGCACAGAAAUCCAUGAAAGUUGUCACAACCUCAACAAUAGUACUGACAAAAAACAUGCAGCCGAAGAUUGUAAAAUCGCCAUCACUGAAAUUGGCAAGAAGGAUAUCUGUAAAAAUCCUGUUACCUCAACCACAGUAGUACCGACUUCUACUUCCUCCAAGUCCACUAGCUCAACCACCAUUAAGCCAUCCUCAUCCUCCCAGCAGACGACAACAACCGCCAAGGGUACCACAGUACCACCACAUGGACAGCACUUUGAUGGCGCCUCCUUUGUGGGUGGAAUGAUUUUGAUGGGUGGCCUCAUCGCCAUUGCCUAUUUCGCACUCAAGUUCUACAGGGUUCGUAAAGACCGCAGUUACCGCACCCUUUAAAUACUGGCCAGCUACACACCUCGUCAAGUUCCUCGGCAUCUCUUUUAUCUGAGGAACGUGGAUCUUCGGAAAAAAAAUUGUUCUAAAACUGUUUUAGGAAAGGUUGCGGAUAGAUCCUGGUGCUUUGAAUGAGAGAAUUCAAUUGCCUUGCCAAAAUACAAGUCAGAAAUAUUAAGUGUCGUUUUGAUACCUGAGAGCAUCUAUUUUUUUAGGGAACUUGCUUAGUGUUACUCUAUAUUUUUUAUGAUACAAUUACUUGCAAAUUAGUAUAUUCUUUCUGUAUUUUUUAUGGAAAGAGUGUCAUUGUAUCAUUUUGUUUGAGAUGUUUAAAAGAGUCUACUUUCACAUCCUUCUUCUUCGUUACUUUACUUUUCGGUAACAUUUUAAUAUUUUAAUUCUUUAAAUUGAAAGAUCUGAGCAAUCUUACACUACUUAGCUUGUACAAGUAAACUUUUACAGUAAGAUAUCAUGAGUUAAACAAGAAAUGUUUCUGGUGUUUAAUGUUCAGUUUUGUGUUUGUGUGAAUUAUGUGUAGAAUGCAUAUAUAUAUGUGAUCUGAUUGGUCAAUACGUGAAUUGGUCUGAGAUCUGAUUGGUUUAUAAAAGCAUUUGUCAAGAGAUCUGAUAGGUAUUCAAAUCUAAAAUUCAAAUCUUAUUGGUUUAUGUUGUAUUUAAUCUGACAGGUUUGUAAGUAACAGCUGAUUUGAUUGGUUGAUUUGUAUUUGACACAAAAGGAAAUUCAACAGUUUACCAUUAGUAUACCAUGAAAAUAUGCCAGACAUCUUUCUAUGUAAGAAAAGAAAAUGUUUUGUCUUUUUUUUUUCUCCCCCCCCCCCCUUUCCAUCUCCCAAUUACACCCCAACAUAUUGUUUAGAUUUUUGUAAAGAUGGGGGGCAAAUCUGUAAAAAGUGUCCUCAUGUAUAUUCAGCUAGACAUUGUACUUAAUGAAGUGGUGGUGACAUAUAAUUUGAAGUGAUACUCUCAUCAAGUUGAUGUGCACUGUGCAGUAUUUGGACUAUAGUGUGAGAUUUUGUAGUGACAUGUUAAUGUAUAUCAGUUUUUAAUCGUAGAACGUGCAUUUAAUAGGACUUGUGAUAAGUGAACACAUUCCGUAUAACCUUGCUUUGCUCCACUGACUUAUAACUACAUGCUUUCCCUGUCUGUAUCAAAAAUAUCCUCGCUAGACAUCCAUGUUUUCAGUCCUCAAAAAUGUAAGUAAGAACAAAAAACGUUUACACGUUCUACUCAGAUUUUUUUUUUUUUUUUUUACCUUUCAUCUACUAAGUCUAGUAUAGGCUCAUAAUGCAGUCAGUUUUUAAGCUGUAAUCAGAUUUUCUGUAUUUGUAUGAGCUAUUAACAGGUUGUGAAAUCGUGUACUCUGUGCCUGUGAAUUGUUCAAACAGGAAGCAAAGGUUCCUGAUGUAAAAUAUAUAUGCUAGGAUUAAAGUGCUAUGGGUUUAUUAGUCUAGUGCCUGCGUUUAAAGGUCUAUAUGUACAGAUAAUCAUUUUAACAGUUAUAUUUAGAUGUAUAUAUAUUCAGAUCUCUCCUCUGGUAUUGGAACAUUUUCAAUUCAUAUGAAAGUAUUUAAAAGUUGUACAAAUUAAGGAGGUACACUACAUCGUCUAAAUGGCUGAUUCCCUUUUUAAACAUGAAUGGAAAUAUUAAAUUAUCAUCAAUAUUUGUAUAUUUCUUUUAAUUGCCCAGCUGGAUAGGUCAGUAAAUUAUUGUGUCAACUGCUGAUCCGUAGUUUGCAGGUUCGAGUCUAGAAGGGGUUUUCAAAAAAAAAAAUUCAUAUUACUUUCUACUAAAACUGCAUUUUUUGACUAAAUGAUGUAAAUUUGAAAGUUUAUAAUUUCAAAAUAUUGUACAUAUCCAGCAUUUUUCAUCCAUAUCAAAUUCCCCUGGUGUUAUCCCUCCUUAAUUUUCCCUUGUAUAAAUAACUCUCCUUAAUGCCAUAUUUUUUUGUUCUUGUUUGAAUGUAUUGCUUCUGGAAUAUAUUUUAAAAAAGAAGAAGAAAAAAGAGAUGCAUUUAUUAUUAUCUGGUGGGAGAAUAAUGAGUAUGACCUUGACUAGUCCUCACUAGAUUUACUGCCAUGAUCAGUGUGUGAUAAGUGGGCUUUUGAAAUAGGAAAUGGUGGGUGUUGGUUACAUCAAAUUAGAUUAGAACCUAGUUAAUCGUUUAACCAUAUACCAUUCACUAUUCACUGGUAAACAUUUAAUAUUUGGUGCGAUAUUUAAAUACUAUUAUGUCAUUUGAUUUAAAGUUAUGAAUUGUAAGAUUAAGGUGACGUAACGAUGAGAAUGGUUGAAGAAGUGGUUGUAUUAGAUGAAACAUUGGCAGUUGUGUCGCACUUCAAUCCUUGAACCUGAUUUGCUACUUUUGAACCGGCUCUACUACUUUUGAACCGGAUCCACUACUUUCGGAUCCACUGCUAUUGCCCUCAAGCAGUAAACAAAUUUAGUUCUCUUUUCCCACAACAAUGAAAGAAAUUUAGCAAAAAUUGGAUACUGUCAGUACGAACUUGUAAAUUCCGGAAUGAUAUGCAUUUUUCCUACCCACGUGAUGCUCAAGUUGGGUUGGGCUGUGUGAUCUCAUGCGUGUCCUGCUGUUAACCUCGUGCAGACAAGCGGGCACUACCACGUGAUUCUGGUGAUGUCUCUGUGCUAUCAUUAUUACUAUAAUCUCAAUUCGUCUUUCGUAUUGGUCAGGGGUACAACAUUAACAGUUUAUCGUCAGAUUCAAAUGAGGUUAUAAUGAUGUUAUUUUUUGGUUGAUAAAAAACAAAACAGAAGUGUGAUGUCAUGUUUUAGAAUUGUAUUGUAGGGAGACAUUGUCACAGUUUGCAUAUUAAUGUGCUUGAUUGAAGCGGUUAUUUUGUUCUUCAAAUGCUCUUUCAUUGUGAAUAAUAUAUUUUGAUAUUGUAUGUUUCCAUAAUUUGGUGUUACUGAUUGCCAUGUAUCCGCGCAGUCAAGCAGACUGUCACUUUUCAAAACGUUUUGUUAGCUUUGUUAGAUCCUUAUAUUAAGUAUUUAAAAACAAAUGUUAUAACUUAGGUGAAACAUCCCCGACAAACGCAACAAUUUCCGAUAUUCUGUAGAUUCCUUCAUUUUAAUUAGUGAGAAAUUUAAUUGUGCGUAAUAUUUGGCGAGUUUAUUAUAUAGAUCUGUCUUGGUAUUACUUAGAAAUAGACAACAAAAUAUGACAAGGAAUCUACCCAAUAUUCUUUUUUCAAUUUUGAUUUUAAUUUUUAUUUUUUUUAGUGUUUUCUCUUUUCUGCUCCCCCCCUCCCCAAGCCCUUUCUCAAAAGUAAAAUUUAUCGCUAUUGUAUUUUUUCUCCAGAAAAUUUCAAUUUUUAUUUCAAAGCACGUUUUCCAGAAUGAUUUUUCGAAUUUAGUGCACACGUUUGAUAAAGUUAUUUGCCUAGUAAAUUUCUUCAUUUUAAGUGGGUUUUUUUCACCUAAUUAUCCACAGCUCAGAGAUGGAGGGAGGUAUACUAAAGGGAAACCUGGGUGGGGUUUUUUUUUUUUGGAGGGGGGUGUUCAUUUUAUUGUUGUUUGACUUCCGGGAUGUUUUACCUUAAAUAGUUGGUGACUGGGAGCACAUAAGUACAAUUUGAUGGUAAUCUUUAUUUUAUUAUUUUUUUGGAUGAAUUCCCAUAACAGCAAAUAUGAUAGGACAGUAGAAUAUAAUUACCUAAUAUUGUAAGUAAGAAUGACUUUUUGGUUUGGUAUUGUUAUCCAAAGUGUGUUUGUUGAAAUUCAGAUGUUGAUAUGAGAACAUUUAGCGACAGGUUCCUGUGGCAGUAAAUAAUCAGCAGUGUGUGUUACUGAUAAGAAAACAUUUGUCCUUAUGCAUUGAUUCCAAGUUCAUUUCAUUAAACGUUUGUUACGAGACAAA
This is a messenger RNA of Ostrea edulis (European flat oyster), 4910 nucleotides long. Its product is annotated as sialomucin core protein 24-like. The coding region runs from base 146 to 1012 and encodes 288 amino acids. Gene Ontology annotation, cellular component: cytoplasmic vesicle. The record is from RefSeq and is a predicted model, not a curated record. Lineage: Eukaryota; Metazoa; Mollusca; Bivalvia; Ostreida; Ostreidae. The transcript is spliced from 11 exons.